AUGCCAGGAUACGCCAUUGAAGGUCACAAACCGUUAACUCAACUACUGAACUAUAACGAUAGCUACAUCUCUGCCUGUGCGAUAGCUUACAGUCGCCUAAAGAAGUAUGCGGAUCGUGAAGCAAGCAAAAAUGGCGAUAUCAUCGAAAGAGAUCUAGAAACACCUGAAAGUGUGGCGGCGGCAGCAGCAGCAACAGCAACAGACGACGGCGAAACAACGUCACUGUCUUCAGCGGAGGGAAGUGAUUAUGAAGCAACAGCUGUAUCUGCGAGAGAACACACUCGCAGCACAUCAGCACAAUUGUUGAGAAGAUCUGCGCGACAACAGAAGCGAAUGCGAGAAGAUCCAUACACGUUUGAAGUUGAAACGGAAGGAGUAAGAGAAGCAGGAGCACUCGAGAGAAGCAGCUCUUCAUCCACUGCUUCCUCUUCACCAUUGGUGCGACGAAGAAAAUAUCACCAGAUCGAUGAGGAACCAGUAUCAAUGCUUGUGGAUCCAGACGAACUGGCGUUCGAAAGUGUGGAGCCCAGUGCAGCCGAGCUUGGCGAGGACGCAGCUCGACGAGAUCAGUUAAGAAAGAGGUGUAGGAGGACGGACACCAAGUUUGUUGCAGAGAAGCCGGUUAAACGUAUAGUAAUCGACGACGAGGACGACGAUGAGAAAGAGGAGUAUGAAACCGGGACUGAUAGCCAAGUCACUGACGAUCGUCGAACAUUUGCUUCGCCUUCCUCAUUGCUGCCAUCACCACCCGAAGUCGGACCUGUGAAAUCCGACGAUGGUGGCGACGGCAGCGGCAGCAAUGGCGGUGAUGACAGUGGUGAUAGCAGCAACUCGACAUCCGAUAGACUUGUAAUUGUCGAUGAGCCAGCAAAAGGAACAGCGCCACCAACAUCAUCAACGCCACGAUCAUUAGCCAUAACAGCAGCGGCGGCGAACUCACAACUCACUGAGUCCACGCAACGGCAAGAAGUGGUAGACGUUGUUACCGUACGGUUGCAGCAGUUAAACGCUACUGAAUACACGGGCGGUCUAACGUCGUUCUCAACGGAUUCCAAACAAAGGGAUUUCUUGCGACGAAGGCAGCAAGACUUUCCAUGGGUAGAAAUAAGAGAAAUUCCUAGUAUUGGUGGAAGAGGAGUGUUCGCCAAAGUCCCAAUCCCAAAAGAUUCCGUUGUCUGUGACUACCGUGGACUGGUGAAAAAUUUAAAAGAAGUCGACGAGAUGCUUACGACAUUGACAACCGAGCGACGGAAAUAUGUAGAGGCGUAUUUAGUGCAAUAUACAGUUCGUGAAUCUGGAAAAAUGUACCAGCACGCAAUACUCGCUCAUGAGCCAACGUACAAAGGAACAGUUACUAUUGGAAGGCUUUUGAAUCACAGUUCGAAACAUCCCAACUCAUCGAAGCUCAUCGAAGGAAGGCUCGAUUCAAUGGUGUACUUUAGAGCGAUACGAGAGAUCAAGGCGAACAGCUGCUGUGGGAUUACGGAAAGCAGUACAAUAAAGAGUUUUUUGCGGAAGAAAUGUAUCUGUAAUGUGUGCGAUUCACAGCUAGUCGAAGAGUCAACCGCUUGCCUCAAGCCAUUAACGACCACUGAAGUGGCCACCGCCAAACUUGAAGCGAAGGCAGAGCCGUGGAGUGGUGAUCCAUCGUUGUCCCAGCAAGUGUUCGGAUCUUCACUACGCCGUGCACCCUUCGGUGUUCGUGAUCUGUUGUUAUCGGCGGCACGUAAAGCAGGAGCUGGAGGUUUUCUUCUCGAAGACGUAGGAAGCGAUGCGUUUACAGCAUACGCACGGAACCGAAAUGUGGUGUUUGGUGUGUCAGGGGAAGAACACUUCACUGCUGACAUAACGGUACCUCCAGGUUGCACAAACAAUCUUUGUCGUAUGUUGUUGGCUGCAUACAAGGACGCGUACACACACAUACAAGGACGCGUACACAGAGAAACGCAGUGA
Messenger RNA from Necator americanus (New World hookworm), 1953 nucleotides. RefSeq lists its product as uncharacterized. The transcript is spliced from 14 exons. Lineage: Eukaryota; Metazoa; Nematoda; Chromadorea; Rhabditida; Ancylostomatidae. The coding region runs from base 1 to 1953 and encodes 650 amino acids. Gene Ontology annotation, molecular function: histone H4K20 methyltransferase activity; transcription regulator activity; protein binding. The record is from RefSeq and is a predicted model, not a curated record. Gene Ontology annotation, cellular component: nucleus; polytene chromosome. Gene Ontology annotation, biological process: regulation of transcription by RNA polymerase II; regulation of DNA damage response, signal transduction by p53 class mediator.